GAAGCUGCGGUGCCGUUCUGCCCGAGCUCCGGAGGCUCAGAUUUCUCACCCUCAAUGUUCAGGCUCAUAUAAACAUAUCCAGGCAAAACAAGUUCUUCACCUCAACACAGCGGCAGCUUUUCGAGACCAGCCUUUGGCCGGACCUGCAUGCUAUAAUUUCUCGCUACCGAAAUCCGCAUCUUCUUUACCAUGAGUCAACUUGGUGGUCCUGGUUCUCGUCAGGCCAAUGCCAAGCCCAUACCGCCUCAACGUGGCAGUUUCCCACUUGAUCAUGACGGCGAAUGCAAGCAUGUCAUAGCUACCUAUCUUGAGUGCAUCAAGAAAGUACGAGGAGUAAACGACUCUGAAUGUCGCGACCUUGCUAAAUCCUACCUCGCAUGUCGAAUGGAUCGAAAUCUCAUGGCCAAGGAUGAGUUUAAAAAUCUAGGCUUUGACAAUGGACCAAAACCCGUAAACGACCCAAACGGUCUGGCUUUAGGCCAAGGUCAAGGCCAGGGAAGUGGUAACAAGGACAAGGACGCAAAGCCCGGCGAAUUACGAUGGUAAUACGACGGGUCCUUCGAGACUCGGAGAAAAUCAGAAUCUUGACUUUAUGUCCUCUCCAGCUGAUAGCUCCUCUAAAUGUACAUUAUUCACGGAUUUC
Messenger RNA from Colletotrichum phormii, 643 nucleotides. Its product is annotated as CHCH domain-containing protein. The record is from RefSeq and is a predicted model, not a curated record. Lineage: Eukaryota; Fungi; Ascomycota; Sordariomycetes; Glomerellales; Glomerellaceae. The coding region runs from base 190 to 546 and encodes 118 amino acids. The transcript is spliced from 4 exons. Gene Ontology annotation, cellular component: mitochondrial intermembrane space. Gene Ontology annotation, biological process: mitochondrial respiratory chain complex IV assembly.